Messenger RNA from Parathielavia appendiculata, 1011 nucleotides. RefSeq lists its product as uncharacterized. The coding region runs from base 217 to 978 and encodes 253 amino acids. NCBI's taxonomy places the organism in Eukaryota, Fungi, Ascomycota, Sordariomycetes, Sordariales, Chaetomiaceae. Gene Ontology annotation, biological process: GPI anchor biosynthetic process. Gene Ontology annotation, cellular component: glycosylphosphatidylinositol-N-acetylglucosaminyltransferase (GPI-GnT) complex. The record is from RefSeq and is a predicted model, not a curated record. The transcript has a single exon.
UCUCCGUUCCUUUUCAACCAUCAGCUCUGCCGGCGCAGCGCUUGCAUGGAGUCGAGGACGGCAGGCUUUUCAUGAGGAGAAAAUGCAUUAGGACAACCCACCGCGGGGACGCAACGCCCAAACUGCGACUAACAGUCUGACGCUCACUAGCACAUUCCAACAAACCUAAAUCGCGACUGACGACGGAUCCUUCACUAAAACCGGGAGACCUCCACCAUGCUCACCACCGCCCCCCGCCUCUACAUCCGCCGCCCGUCCCCAACAACAGCAGAGUUCACAGUCACCACCUGCCCGCCACUGACCCUCCCGCUCCGCCUGAUUCUCCUGACGCUGCACCUCCUCCGCCUCGUCCUCGUCGCAGCAGCGAUCCUCACCCUCUACUCCCGCUUCCUCCUCUUGCCCACCACCACCACCACGACGACCAAGCAACUUCUCCCGCUGCUCCUCGCAGGCGACAUCCUCACAUUCCUGACAACCCUCCUGCAGACAGCCCACUUCUCCCCACCGGGCCUCUUCCUCACCCGUCUCGUUGCGCCCAUCCCGGACUGGGCCCUCGCCCUGCUCUCGCUCGGCGCGAUUUAUGCGGCCGUCUGCUUCCAGCUGCACAAGACCGAGUCGGUUCUGGUAUUGCGCGGCUUGGGAAUUCAGACGUGUUCGUCUACUUCUUGUUGUGCUGCAGCCGUCCUGGGAUCGGGCUGGGGUGGUGUGGGGCCAGCGAGAGGCGGAGGGCCUUCAAAAUGGGGGUGGGGCACUCGGACGCGGUUUAUUCCCACUGAGAAGAUACGCGAUGUGUUGAUUAAUGAGGCCUUUCGUGGGUUUGAGGUGCGGUAUUAUCUCAUUGUUGUCGUGGAGGGGGAAGAGGAACUCGUCGUGUUGUUUCCUGGGUUGCUGCCGAGGAGGAAGAUUGUGGAGGCGGUUUGGAGAGGGAUUAGGGGGUGUUUGUUUGAGGGGGAGGGGGGUGAGAAGGGUGAUGAGUAGCUAGUAUAUUUGUAUGGCAGGAUGGAAUGGAUU